Schistocerca gregaria is the source of this 1739-nucleotide messenger RNA. Its product is annotated as mitochondrial carrier homolog 2-like. The record is from RefSeq and is a predicted model, not a curated record. Bases 136 to 1053 code for a protein of 305 amino acids. The transcript is spliced from 7 exons. NCBI's taxonomy places the organism in Eukaryota, Metazoa, Arthropoda, Insecta, Orthoptera, Acrididae.
AUACAUCGUGUGUUGGAACUCUGUGUAUCGUAGAUCUUUGAACUGCUGUAAAACAGAAAGGUCUUUGCCGACCGUAGGGGAUGGUUGUUGGUGGGGAGUUACAAAGUUUGUCAAUAGUUGAAAAACUGCCCAAGAAUGUCAGAAAAGUUGGACCACUUGAAAUGGGUAAAUCUCGGAUUGAGAGUUGGAGGAGCCAUAAUUUUCCACCCAGUGGAAUAUGCAAAAGUCCUUAUUCAGAUUGGUUAUGAACCUAUGAAACCGUAUCCAACGAAGACCCUGUUCGGAAAGCCUGCUCUUGCUCUUCCAAAUGUGCUUCAAUAUGUGUCUUACAUCAAGACAAUUGAUGGUGUCUCUGGAUGUUUUAGAGGUAUAUCUCCAAGGCUCAGUGGAAUUAUUGUUAACGGUCUUGUCUAUUCACAAGCAUCUACUUAUUUAGGAGGAGACAAAUAUCUUGAGGAAUGUGAUGAGAGUAGACUCUCGGAGCAGGAAAGGGUUUCACGACUUGUUAAUAAACUGACUAUUGACAUAACAGCUCGCACAGCUGGAAUUAUUGCAAGCCAGCCACUGGCUGUGAUAACAUAUCGGAUGAUGGCGCAAUUUAUUGGUGGUGAGGACAAAUAUAGUAACAUCUUCAGUUCAAUUGUCGAAAUAUAUAGGGAGAAUGGUAUUGGUGGCUACUUUAGUGGUCUAAUUCCAAGAUUAUUAGGAGAAUUAUCAGCUGCAAUCCUUGUAGCCACACUGGAGUACGCAAUUAAGAACUUUUUCACUGCUGAAAAUGAUAAGCAUCGUUUUGUAUCAUCUUUAGCAUCAUUCUUCGUCUCUUCGCUGACUCAUCCUUUUGUCGUAGUGAGCACAUGUAUGGCUGUUGUGGACUCUGGGUUAGCAGCUGGGAGGCCACCACACAUGCCAUUGUACACAUCGUGGAUUUGUUGCUGGUCUCAUCUGAGUAGAGCUAAACAGCUUAAACGUGGAUCCAGCCUGGUGUUCAGAUAUUAUACAGGACCCUACUCUGUUCCCACAAAUGAUUCCCAAAAUAUUCAGAAAACUAUGUGAUGAAAUGCCUUGAGAUAAUAGUUGAAUGUCUGCCCUGGAGCAGAUCUCAUUUAUUUUAUUUUUUUUUUUUUACACUCUAAGCAAGUACAAAGAGCACAUUAGUAGUUUUGAGCAAAGGUAUUUACAUGAUGAUGUUACUCGGAGGUUGGGGAAUCAUGACAGUUAUUUAUCAUCUACCUUUGUCAUAUACAGACAUUAGUUCAGGACAAUGCAUCUUUCAAAGACACAGAUGGUGAUUGUAUUAUAUUCUGGAAGUGGUUGUGGAUCAGUACCUAUUAGUAACAGUGAAAUAUUCAUGUACUAACAGGUCUGUCAUACUGGACCAGAAACAGGUUUAUAAAGCCCUCUUUUUCAACUUCACAGUGUGCCAGAGUGUAUUACACAUGGAUUUGACUCUGAAAUGCACUGUUAAAGGUAUGUGCAUUUUGUUGUUGCAGAUACCCCGACUUCUGUAUAGUGUUGUUUUUAAGUAAAAAGUACGUAACGGGAGGACAGUUUUGUGAUCAAACCUGUUUAAUUGGUUUAUACUUUGUAAUUUGUUGGCUUUUGUGCAGGAGACUUGAAACACAUUUUAUAUAAUGAAAUACUUCUUUGUACAGUAGUUGUAAUGUUAAUGCUGUAGUACUUUUUUUUACAAAUCUGUAACAUACUAUUAUACAGAAUAAAUACAUAGUACCACAAAGAGA